GCAGAAAAGGCAAACGGCAUCGAGCUGCUCCUGAAUGCAAGGAACAGGAGACGGCAGCAAAGUGCCGCCUGUCCUCUGUGGAAAGUCAACUUUGAAGCAUUAUUGGUCGGUCUCGUAGAUAGACCAGCUUCUAGUUCUGAUUGCACUCUGAUGUUUAAAUAAGCUUUAAAUCCUGUCAACCAGCCACGACGCCCUGACCGACUGCACACUCGCUUGCCUGCACGCAACUCUCGUGGUCAAAUAGGGAGUCUGCGGAGUCUCGAAUACGCUCAUCCGCCCUGAGACCGUCUUGACCGGAUGGAUGGGUCGCCGACUGAAGCCUUAGGCUCAGAGAGAGAGAGAGAGAGAGAGAGAGAGAGAGAGAAAGAGAGAGAUUCGGAAGCUCCUGCGCGAGAGCCGAGAGCAAAUUGCGGGACAGGAAUGCUUGCAUAUUCUCGAGGCAGGGAGGCAGAGAGGGAUCGAGGGAAGAGUCAACGAGGACCACGACGCGGAGGACCGACGGCAUAUGGCAGUCGUGGAAUGUAAGCCCAGCUGCGAUUGAAAGGUCGAGCAGUGAAUGCCGCACGACAAGUGGCCCCGUCCAGGACCUGAUUAGGGUGCACUCCCGAGAGUGAAAGAUAGAGACGGAGAGAGGGAGGGAGAGAGAGAGAGAGAUAGUAAGUUGUUUCAUCUCAGGUCUGCUCUGCUGUGCUGGGCGAGAAACUGAAGCUCCGGGAUCAAGGCCCAACGCAGAGUCGAGUCGAUUCGAGGGAGCUCAACAACAUGGCCAAUCAGGGAGCCAAGAAGCGCCGCGAGGAGAAUCUGAAACACAUGAAAAAUUUAGCACUGGUUGUGCUAUGUUCUAACGCAAUAUACAUUUUGGGAAGAAUAGUAAUUUUCAAUUCAUCGGUUACAUGGAAGCACUACAUUGGGAUGAUUGCGACGUCCGGAGUGUAUCAUGUUACCUACAACUGGAUCAAGGAUUUAUCUCUGCCCACCUAUGACGACAAGGGGGAGCUCACGGACGGUGGAUUCGAUUUGAAGAGCCCUGGUCUUUGCUCGUAUCUUCAUGAUGUUCUGUACGUCACAGCAUUCGUACAAUUUGGCUCUAUAUUUUCAGACAAGUUCUGGUAUGCGUUUUUUGUGAUUCCUGCUUUUGCCUUCUACAAACUAUGGACGUUGAUUUUGUACCCGUACUUCUUCCUGAGUCAGAAGGAGGAGCCGGAGAACGAGGUAACGAGGAAAAAAAGAGAAAAGGCUGAGAGAAAGGCCAACAAGCCGAAGUUUGCCAAAGCGAGAAGGUGAUAGAUCAGUGACUGAAUUAGAGAGUGUUUUUCCUACCGGUUUCUUUACGAUAAGUCUUGUCAUCGAGCGUUUGUCGAUUCAGAAGUGGCGGCUAGGCCUUCUUAGCCCUAGAACCCGCUGUCGUGGGAGGCCGAAGAGCAGGAGGAGAUCCACCGUCGUCACUUCUCGAUGAGCUAACUGCUCAUCGAGAAGUGACGACGAAAGAGCACUAACGAGGUUCUCUCGAAAUCCCGAAGCCUAGCUGGGAAAACGGCUCUCUGUCUGAUAUUAGAUAUGGGGCUGGAAGUCCGCUCAUUCGAUUGCCUUGCCUUGCCAUACUCACGACGAUGGAUCUUCAAAUUCAUCUUACAAUUUAUGAGAAAGGAAACGUGAAUCACCUUUUUUGUUAGUGACCUCACAAAUAGAUUCGAAUUCUCCGUGUGAGCAAGUUCAAAAGUUCAGAUUAACUCUUUCCGGAGAUGUAUCUCCAUCGUGAACGCCCGUCAUGUGCGAUUUAAAAGUGAUUGAAUCGUGUGUGAUGGGUUGUUUACUCAUCCGUGAAAGCGUUCCUCACAUUUGGACGUGUAGAAUAGAGUCACCAAGCCAUGUGGAAAGCUCAUCUUGGUGUCUUGCUCUGUGCUCCUGUCAGCUCGGAAUGGAAAGCAGUGGAGAGUGCUUUAGAUGUUUGAAGAACUACGGCAGAAAUUAUCAUAAAAAUAUGAAUGCGAAGGUUGAAAGUACAACAGUUCAUGCGUGUUGACAUAUAAUUUUG
Molecule: messenger RNA, 2035 nt
Organism: Marchantia polymorpha subsp. ruderalis
Lineage: Eukaryota; Viridiplantae; Streptophyta; Marchantiopsida; Marchantiales; Marchantiaceae
Source: the annotation of a GenBank genome assembly